GCCGCAGCAGCAGAGGGCGGAAGCUCAGUGCCGUGCGAGGGCUCGGAGCGAGAGCCGCCGCAGGGAGAAGCCGAAACCCGACAAAGAGACGAAACAGCACGUCGCCCGCAUUGUCCCGAUGACGAGCCUGGUGGCGAUGGAGUACGACGCGAGCAAGGAGCCACCAACGGGGGACGUGGUGGCGCAGAAGAGGUUCCAGGACGAGACAAGGCGCAAUAUGCAGGAGGUCGCGAAGUUGUCGAUGACCGCGAGGAGGGCGAACGAGCACGAGGACGCCGACCGGUGCGACCUGAAGCUGCAGGUGCUGAAGUGCAUGAUGGACGCCACAAUGCCCACAGAGAUGCAGUUGGCGGAGAUUAGAGCCAAGCGCGACAGGGCAGGCGAGAUACUGAAGAAUACGAGGGCGAGAGUGGCGACAUUCCAGGAGCAGGAGAACGAGAUCCUGGAGGAGCUGGGCCGUCUGAAAGAGUACAUCACGGAGCUCGAGGAGCAGCGCAGGGAGGAAGAGGCCGAGGACCACGCGAAGGACGUGAACAUGGGAGUCAGUGAUCUCAUGACGGCCAUGAUGCAGCAGAUGAUUGCGAGGAUGAAGCAGCAGGACAAGCAGAUUAUGUACGUGAUGCAGGCGACGGGGUUUCAGUCGGCCAGUGGGGCGCAGCCGCAGCCGCCAGGUGGGCAGCAGGCGGCAGCGUUCCCUCCGAGGCCGCCGCAGAUGGGCGGCAUGCAGCAUGCUGGCGGCGCGGCGGAGGCGGCGCAUGCGCAGGCGCUGUUCCACGCGGAGGUGAAGGAAGAGGCGCUGCGGAGGGAGAUGGCGAUGCGAGAGGCGGCUGCAGCGGCAGCGGCGGCGGCU
Molecule: messenger RNA, 850 nt
Organism: Prorocentrum cordatum
Lineage: Eukaryota; Dinophyceae; Prorocentrales; Prorocentraceae
Source: the annotation of a GenBank genome assembly